Messenger RNA from Peronospora farinosa, 1116 nucleotides. The record is from the annotation of a GenBank genome assembly. Lineage: Eukaryota; Oomycota; Peronosporomycetes; Peronosporales; Peronosporaceae.
AUGGAUGUCAUUAAGCACGCUGCUGUCGGCACCGUCAUCGUAGGCGGUGGUCUAACCGCCGUGCAAGGUUUUAUGGCUCGAAAAUUGAGGCGUCCGAACUCUCUAGCGCUUUCCUUAGGAAGCUUCGUGGGUGUGUUCAGGUUAUUGGAAGGGACGGGUCGUAAGCUUCCGACCCAUACCGAACGGCGUUUCCCCAAUGCACCUCAAGCAGCGGCAGUGGCCGCAGCGGUAUCAUCGCUUCUGCUAGAAGCUGAUCGGAAAACUGUUUUGGUCUCGUACGCGGCUGUUGAGGCGGCGUUAAUCCUCAUAAAGGAGUUUACAAUGCUUGCGGACAUCAAGUACAUUGAUAUUUCUUUGGGGGCAUUGGCGGCGGGACCAUUGAUCGAUUCAUGGAUCUAUCAGAGCGAUGCCUUUGCCAAGUCUCAACUGGCUGCACUCGACAGUUUUUGUCAAUUGUCUUCGGAUGUCUUACGUCGCAUGCGAGACGAAAUGCCGUCAAAUAAGCUGGUCUCGCGCUGCGACGUUUUCCACCGUGGUCAGACCUGUACGCAGUUUCACAGCGACUACUUUGUUAAAGGCAUGAAAUUUGCGAUUCGACUCUACGUGCCCAUAUACGCCGUGUCUGUGCUCGGACCCAAAUACAAGCGCUGGAUUUGGGGACCGCGACCGGCACUCGCAUCGCUAGUGGUGCGCUACCUACGCACCUGCUGCUGCCUUACCAUGCUGUAUCAAGUGCCACUGGGUGUUUCGUGUCUGUCUAGGAGCGAUCGACAUCGUUUAAUCGUCAGGAUGGCUGGUGCACUCACUACAUUGGCCUUUCUCGCUGAGCAUCACCACCGGCGUGGUAGCGUCAUGAAGGCGGUGGGGGUGUACACAACGGGCACUGUGGCCGCUCGGAUGGUGACAGCGAUCGGGUUGCCGGAUAAAAUUGUAAAGUGGGGCCAGCUUGUGUUGCUGUCUGCCGCUAUUGCUGUGAUCUUCCAGCACACGACGCCGGACUCGUCUCGGAUGGUCCGCAUGCUUUACGGACACAAUGACAAGCUUGCUUUAACACCACAACAACGGGUGACGACAAGCCACGAAGCGGCGAGCAAGAGUACCAAAAGAGCAUCGUGA